Messenger RNA from Mangifera indica (mango), 2121 nucleotides. RefSeq names its product putative clathrin assembly protein At2g01600. The record is from RefSeq and is a predicted model, not a curated record. Lineage: Eukaryota; Viridiplantae; Streptophyta; Magnoliopsida; Sapindales; Anacardiaceae. Gene Ontology annotation, biological process: clathrin-dependent endocytosis; clathrin coat assembly; vesicle budding from membrane. The transcript has 15 exons. Gene Ontology annotation, cellular component: clathrin-coated pit; clathrin-coated vesicle. Bases 184 to 1875 code for a protein of 563 amino acids. Gene Ontology annotation, molecular function: clathrin heavy chain binding; SNARE binding; 1-phosphatidylinositol binding.
UAACAUAAGAGGGAGCACAUUUCUUGGAAAUCUUGAUCAAAUUGUUCUCUUCUAUGUCUUUCUCUUUCCUUUCUGCAAAAACAGAAUCUAAAUAUACGCUUCGAGAGAAUCCAGGCCUCAAGAACGCGUAAUAACUGAACAAGAAGCCGAUCUCCGUGCUCUAAACGACGCCGUCUCCUUCGAAUGGGAACGCUGCAGACUUGGCGAAAGGCCUAUGGCGCUCUCAAAGACUCCACCAAAGUCGGUCUCGCUCAUGUUAACAGCGACUAUGCGGAUAUGGAUGUGGCCAUAGUCAAAGCUACCAACCACGUCGAGUGUCCUCCCAAAGAGCGACACCUUAGGAAAAUCUUGCUUGCCACAUCAGCAAUUCGGCCUCGAGCAGAUGUUGCUUAUUGCAUUCAUGCGCUUGCACGUCGAUUGGCCAAGACUCGUAAUUGGACGGUUGCAUUAAAGACAUUGAUAGUUAUCCAUAGGGCAUUGAGGGAGGGUGAUCCUACUUUUCGAGAAGAACUACUGAAUUUCCAACAGAGAGGACGUAUUCUCCAACUUUCUAAUUUCAAAGAUGAUUCGAGUCCAAUUGCCUGGGAUUGCUCUGCGUGGGUGCGUACAUAUGCACUAUUUUUGGAGGAACGACUUGAAUGUUUUAGGGUUCUAAAGUAUGACAUUGAAGCUGAACGUCUUCCAAAACCUGCCCAAGGGGAGGAUAAGGGUUACAGCAGAACCAGGGACUUGGACGGUGAAGAACUAUUGGAGCAGUUGCCUGCUUUGCAGCAAUUGUUGCAUCGUCUUGUUGGUUGCUUGCCAGAAGGUUCAGCACUUAAUAAUUAUGUUAUACAGUAUGCUCUUGCUCUGGUACUAAAAGAGAGCUUUAAAAUUUAUUGUGCUAUUAAUGAUGGAAUCAUCAAUCUUGUUGAUAAGUUCUUUGAGAUGCCAAGACAUGAAGCUAUGAAAGCCCUUGAAAUCUACAAACGAGCUGGCCAGCAGGCUGGAAGUCUUUCUAGUUUCUAUGAAGUUUGCAAAGGUUUGGAACUUGCUAGGAAUUUCCAGUUUCCUAUUCUGAGAGAGCCACCGCAAUCUUUUCUUACAACUAUGGAAGAGUACAUAAGGGAGGCACCCCGGGUGGUUACUGUUCCAAGUGAGCCAUUGCUGUUAACAUACAGACCUGAUGAAGGUCCUUCAGAAGAUGCAAAUAUACCUAGUGAUGAACCUGAGCCUCAACCUGUGGAUGAUGUUGCUGUCUCUAGUGAGGACGUUACACCUCCUACUCCACCACCUCCUCCUCCUCAGAACAACAUGGAUUCUGCAGAUCUUCUGGGAUUGCGCUAUGCCACACCCAGUGCAUCUGCAAUGGAGGAAAGUAAUGCCCUAGCUCUAGCCAUAGUUCCAUCUGAACCUGGUGCUAAUGCUCCAACAUUCAAUUCUCAUGCCAGUCAACCAAAAGAUUUUGAUCCUACUGGGUGGGAGCUUGCCCUGGUGACCACACCAAGUACCGACAUUUCUGCAGCUACUGAUAGGCAAUUGGCUGGUGGGCUGGACUCCCUCACAUUGAACAGUUUGUACGAUGAAGCGGCAUAUAGAGCCCAACGGCCCAUCUAUGGAGCUCCUGCCCCAAAUCCAUUCGAGGUACAGGAUCCAUUUUCCAUGUCGAACACCAUUGCUCCUCCUCCAUCAGUUCAAAUGGCAGCAAUGCCUCAGCCUCAGACCAAUCCCUUUGGACCAUACCAACCAACCUUCCAGCCUCAGGUGCAGCCACAACAACAUUUGAUGAUGACCCCGGCAAACCCAUUUGGUGACACCGGCUUUGGGACAUUUCCCAUGAAUCCCGCCGCUCAUCCACAAACGACCAAUCCUUUCGGCACACCAGGCCUUUUGUAAUGACACUCUGCAACUUUUGAAAUGUGUAGUAAUUUUCCUCAGUGCAGUUGUUUUUGGUAAUAUUUGCAGGUGAGUGAUUGGCUUGAAGGGGGGCUUUUUGGUUGCAUAAAAUUGAUAAUUUUCGGCCUGAGUUGAUGACGUGUGUGGGUUGUAAAAUUUGUCAAGUGAAUAGUAAAAGAUGUAACAAUAAUUAGUUGAUGCAAUUUUAGAAUUAUCAUGAAUAUAUAUUAUUGAUAAUUUUUUAAA